AUGUGCGUCGUGGUCGUGCCCGUCCCACGUAGUCACCUGCUUGAAGAUGUUCCCGACGUGGUGAACGACUACGAGGCCUCGCUCGUGGCGGCGAGCGUGACUGCUGUCGCUGUGAACGACUACGACCCCGAGAGCGACUUUGGCUGCGCGGACGCCAACGUCGACGCGAUCCCCUGCGGUGAAGUGUGUUGCGUAUCUCCGCCUGCUCCAGCGGCGACCGCGAUCGGUCGUAGCGACCGAUUGCCUGCCGCUCUAUCUCGCUCAGUGACCAGAGCUCCAGUUGAAGCUCCCAUUCAGUGCGAGUCGGUCGAUCCCGAGUCUCAGAGCAGUUCGCACAGCCUUCCACAAGGUGCACGUAGCAGAUUCGCUACUCGUGCUGUGCCAGCUGACACACGCGCUCCCUCAACUCGCCAAUAG
Messenger RNA from Phytophthora nicotianae INRA-310, 417 nucleotides. RefSeq lists its product as hypothetical. NCBI's taxonomy places the organism in Eukaryota, Oomycota, Peronosporomycetes, Peronosporales, Peronosporaceae. Bases 1 to 417 code for a protein of 138 amino acids. The transcript has 2 exons. The record is from RefSeq and is a predicted model, not a curated record.